GUGUCAUAUAUGAGACAAAUAUUUUGUAUUACGAAAAGCAAGAUAUUUUUCUAACAAUAUUACAAAAUAAUAAAAAUACUGCUUUAACAAUGUGUGAAAAAACGUACGAUGAGAAUAAUCUCGUGACUUCGUACGUAAAAUGGUCUACAAGAAGAAAAAAUGAGAACAAAUCCAUGCACAUAGGCUCACCAAAUUCCAUCAACGUGUUUUGCAGAUUCGGCAAUAUUUUUGCAAUAUGAGAUGUGGUGAAGAAGAAAGUGAAGAAAUAGAAGAAAUAAAGGCAACGUGCUCGAAAUGUAGUAACAACAAUAAGGAGAGCACUUAUAAUUUUUCACACAUACAAGAUUUAUGUCCUGCUGAUAGAAAACGAAUAUCAUUAUUAAUCAAACAUUUGGCAAAAUGUACUCGUGAAAUGCAUGAAGUUAAAUCUGAUUUAGCUGUGAGCGAAUCUGAGAAAAAAGCUUUACUAGAAGAAUAUCAAAUAUUUCUUAAUCGUCAUAACUGUGAAAAAAAGCAAUUAGAAUUUGAACUCUCCGAAGCUAAGACAAAAAGAACAAGUUUAAGGAUUCAAAUUAUACAAGCACUUGAAUUGUUAACAUGUCAAUUGCUGGCGCAAGAAAAACAAUUUAUGAAUCUAGUAGAAAAUGUAAGAGAUCUUUUAUGUGAAAAAGUAAUUAUCCAUGAGGUUCUUAGUCAAAAAGAGAUAGAGAGAAGUAAUCUUGUAGCAAAAAUUCAAAGAUUAAAAGAAUCUCUUAGAUUAGAGAAAUUAUUGCAUUCCAGAGAUCUUGCUCAAAAUCUUCUUAAAAAUAAAAUGAUCGAUAAAGCCUCUCAAACAACAGAUGAUCUCAAUUUGCAUACAAAAUGUGACAUCAGAAAAUAUAAUUUCAAUGCCACUAAUUUCGAACUGAAUUUUAAACAUUCUCAAGAUAUGAAAACUAAGAGUAAGAACGAUUUGGAAGAACUUACUAGCGAUGGAACACUGAUGCGUGAUCUAUUUUUUAGAGUACCAAACAUAGAGGAUGAUGAAAGUUUAUAUCUUAUGCCAACAUUGUCAAAAGAAUUUAAUCAGAUAAAGUCUUCCACUUCUUUUGUAUUCAAUUAAGUAUAUAUAACAACAGAAGAAAAAAAUAAUACAUAUAACAUUAAAUAUAUGGUUUAUAAAGGAUGUCUAAAAAAUGUAUGAAUAUAUAAGUAAAAAUAAAUCGUUUAAUACUUAAUACAUUGAA
Molecule: messenger RNA, 1226 nt
Organism: Vespula vulgaris
Lineage: Eukaryota; Metazoa; Arthropoda; Insecta; Hymenoptera; Vespidae
Exons: 6
Coding region: 236-1102 (288 amino acids)
Source: RefSeq, a predicted model, not a curated record